This is a messenger RNA of Cololabis saira (Pacific saury), 632 nucleotides long. It is a transcript of the gene dynll1, whose product is annotated as dynein, light chain, LC8-type 1. Gene Ontology annotation, molecular function: dynein light intermediate chain binding; dynein intermediate chain binding. Gene Ontology annotation, cellular component: cytoplasmic dynein complex. Gene Ontology annotation, biological process: cilium assembly; microtubule-based process. Bases 127 to 396 code for a protein of 89 amino acids. Lineage: Eukaryota; Metazoa; Chordata; Actinopteri; Beloniformes; Belonidae. The transcript has 3 exons. The record is from RefSeq and is a predicted model, not a curated record.
GGCAGCAGGCUGAACGCUCACACAGACACAGCACUUUGGUGUCAAACACUUCGCGGGACUUGUCACUACAGAAGCGGUCACCCCGUUAAAACUACUCGCAGUUUAGAGGAGUCUACGAGGGCAACCAUGUCUGAUAGAAAGGCUGUGAUCAAAAAUGCUGACAUGUCUGACGACAUGCAGCAGGACGCUGUGGAGUGUGCUACACAGGCCCUGGAGAAGUACAACAUCGAGAAAGACAUCGCUGCAUACAUUAAAAAGGAGUUUGACAAGAAAUACAACCCAACUUGGCACUGCAUCGUUGGGAGGAACUUUGGCAGCUACGUGACUCAUGAGACCAAGCAUUUCAUUUACUUCUAUUUGGGUCAGGUGGCCAUUCUGCUGUUUAAGUCUGGCUGAGGGGGCACCGCCUCAACCCUCCUUGACCACACUGACUGACUUGGAAAAGGUUCUUAUCAUUCCUCGGCAAAGGGCCGUUGCCUUUUUUUCUGUUCUACUUUAUAUAUUGUUUUUGAGGAUAAAAGCCUGUUGUUCAAAAUGUCAAUAUAAAAGAGAAAAACAUGUAUUUAUUUUUGUCUUGUUACAGUAGACUUUUUUUUUUAAUUAAAGUUCAGCUGCCAAGCUGUUUGGGUUCA